Molecule: messenger RNA, 2028 nt
Organism: Ceutorhynchus assimilis (cabbage seed weevil)
Lineage: Eukaryota; Metazoa; Arthropoda; Insecta; Coleoptera; Curculionidae
Source: the annotation of a GenBank genome assembly
AUGUACAGACGUGUGAACAGUGAAUUAAAUAGAUUUAUUUUGGAUGCUGGUUCUAGCAAUAAUAAUAAUUUUGAGAGUAGUAGUUCAUCAAAUAUAAUCGAACCGCCAAAGUCAGUUGAAAUUUCAGAUAACUUGCAGCUUGAUUCUGACAAUUCAGUGUCGGAUUCAAUUCCAGCACAUGAUUUUUUUUUCAAACCUACUGAUUUAUUGCAAGAUUCUGAUAAUGAAGAUCCUUCCCAAGAGCAGCAGCAGGUUACAGCAAAAAAUCAAAAUAAUCCAAAUAGUGACCUCAAAUUUGAUUUAAAAAGUUGGGCAAUAUCACAAAAAGUCACCCACUGUGCUUUAACAAAACUUUUACAUAUUUUGAAACCAUAUCAUUCAGAACUUCCCCUUGAUAGUCGCACUCUUUUGUCCACCCCACAAUGUUUCAAUAUAACAGAAUUAAAUACUGGAUCAUAUAUACAUUUAGGCCUAGAGAGAGCUGUGAGAUUUUUUUUAGAAAAAUACAGAAACUUUAAUGACAACAUUAUAAAUGUUAGUUUCAAUAUUGAUGGUAUUCCUCUGUACAAGAGCUCCAAUAUACAAGCAUGGCCUAUACUAGGUUUAAUUAAAAAUUUCAAUGAUCAGAAUCCCUUUGCUGUUGGUAUCUUUUGUGGAAACUCCAAACCCUGUCCUCUUGAUUUAUAUUUGGAUUCAUUCAUUAGGGAAUGUAAUAAUUUAAAAGAAGAUGGUUUACUAUUUGAAAAUAGAAGGUACUCAAUUGUUAUUCAUAGCUUCAUUUGUGAUGCCCCAGCUAAAGCUUUUAUUAAGUGCAUCAAAUCACAUAGUGGAUAUUCAAGUUGUGACAAAUGUAUUGAAAUUGGUGAUUACAUAAAUGGCAGAGUCGUUCUCAAAAACACUAAUAGUGCUAAGAGGACAAAUAAUUCAUUAAGAGAGCAGCUUGAUGAAGAUCAUCAUGUUGGAAUUUCUCCGUUGCUUAAUUUAGACAUUGACAUGGUAAAUAUCUUUCCGAUUGAUUACAUGCACAAUGUUUGCCUUGGUGUGAUGAAAAAGCUUUUAAAUUCUUGGGUAGGAGGCAAUUUAAAUGUUAGAUUACCAACGAGGUUAGUAACUUUUAUUUCAAACAGACUGGUAAACUGUGUGAGUUUUAUUCCAGGGGAAAUCAAUCGUAAGCCAAGACCUUUGUCUGAGCUGCCAAAAUUUAAGGCUACCGAAUUUAGAACAUUUCUUUUGUAUACAGGAAUUGUAGUGUUGAAAGAUAUUGUUAGUGCCCCUAUUUAUAAUCAUUUUCUUUUGUUUCAUACUGGUAUAAUACUAUUAAUGUCUGAAAAUAAUUUGUCAAGAGAAAAAAAUUGUGAAAACUCCAAAAGAAUUUUUGAAACCUUUAUUAGCCAUGGACAAAAGUUAUAUGGGCCUGAAUUUCCAAUUUACAAUAUACACGUUUUAAGUCAUCUUCCAGAUGAUGUUUUGAAGUUUGGCUCACUUGAUAGUUUUUCGGCUUUCCCGUUUGAAAAUUAUUUGGGAAACAUAAAGAGUUUAGUUAGGUCUUCUACAAAACCAUUGCAACAAAUUUGUCGAAGAAUUAUUGAGUUAGAAUCAGUAAAUACCUGUACGAUUUUGAAUCACGAAGUGAAGUUAGAAUUUGAACACUACAACGGACCAUGCAGUAGUAAUCAACUAUCUAAAAAGUUUAGAAAAUUAUCUUUGAAAAACAAUUUUUUUACUAUCCAUUCGUACUCAAAAGCAGACUCUUACUGUUUCACCAAUGCCUAUGUUAUUCAAAUAGAAAACUUAAUUAGGGAAAACAAUGAUAAUAAUGAAAUUAAGAUUAUUGGCAGGUAUUUUACUUCAUGUGACUCCUAUUAUGAUUAUCCAUUUGAUUCCAGUGAUUUACAUAUACAUUUAGUUUCAGGUUUAACCAACUUCACAAAAACUUGGCAUAUUUCUGAAAUAAUUGGAAAAUGUAUGCUUUUGCCAUAUCAGGAUAAUUUUGUAUCAAUUCCCCUCUUUCACACUUGCAAGGUUUAA